AUGAUCCAUCAACUUAGUCGUUUGGUUUCUUUGCUAACCAAAUAUUACCAACUUGUUCAGAUUUUGGACCAAUUGAUUCCACCGAUAAGGAUCUCUGAUAUUAUAUGGUCUUUAGCUUCUUUAACGCAAAGUCCAAACCAAAGCUUGGGUUCCAAUUUAACUGAACAUUUGUCCCCAGUACAAUUUCAAGAGACCUCUGAGAGCUCAGAUGAUUAUGAGCCUAAUUCUGAUUUGUCAAAUUCUUUUUCUAAAAGUUUUCAAGAGGAUUCAGUUCUCACACUUACCUCUUGUACUUUGGACAUACAAGAUAAUGAUUCCUUUUAG
Dentiscutata erythropus is the source of this 324-nucleotide messenger RNA. The record is from the annotation of a GenBank genome assembly. Lineage: Eukaryota; Fungi; Glomeromycota; Glomeromycetes; Diversisporales; Gigasporaceae.